AUGGAUGGUAGUAUUGACGAAAGAUAUGAUAAGACAACAUACUUUAAUUUUAGCACAUUGUCAAAGGAUCGAUAUGUACGUAUGCUGCUUGAUUCAUGGUACAUUUCGCCAUCAAUAAUAGAUUCGGAGCAGGAAGAGAUAUAUAAUAUAAUCUGCAUAGAUGAAAAUUUUAUCAAUAUAAGAACUGCUGGCUUUGAGAAAGUUCUUAAUGAUGAUUUAUUUGCUGAACUUAGACACACAUAUAAAGAAGAACUUGGUUGUAUUGAACAUCUUAUAUCACAAACCGUAAAAUAUUUCAAUAGUAUUAGCUAUACUAUAGUUGAUAAUGAUGAUCGAGUAGAUGUGAACCUUCGUGUUGGUGAUACUGUGAAUGUUUUAGAAGAUAUAUCAAAUGAUACAUUGAAUAAUCCAAAGACA
Molecule: messenger RNA, 417 nt
Organism: Funneliformis mosseae
Lineage: Eukaryota; Fungi; Glomeromycota; Glomeromycetes; Glomerales; Glomeraceae
Source: the annotation of a GenBank genome assembly